This is a messenger RNA of Theileria parva strain Muguga, 2985 nucleotides long. It is a transcript of the gene smkA, whose product is annotated as Component of IIS longevity pathway SMK-1 family protein. Gene Ontology annotation, molecular function: protein phosphatase activator activity. NCBI's taxonomy places the organism in Eukaryota, Apicomplexa, Aconoidasida, Piroplasmida, Theileriidae. The record is from RefSeq and is a predicted model, not a curated record. Gene Ontology annotation, biological process: protein dephosphorylation. The transcript has 9 exons. Gene Ontology annotation, cellular component: nucleoplasm; protein phosphatase 4 complex. The coding region runs from base 133 to 2985 and encodes 950 amino acids.
UAUUAUUUUAAUUAAAUUAAUUUUAUUAGCAGUAGUUUAUUUUUCACACUAUUUUUCAUUGUUUUGACAUAAUUUGUAAAUGUAAUUUUAAAACUAGUAAUUUUCUAAUAAUAUAAUAGUUAAUUCAUAUGUAUGACGGAUGAGGAACUAUGUGAUGAUAACAGGGUUGGUGGUUUAGAGUUCUUAUAUCGCGGCGAUGCUGCCUUCACGUACAAUUUGGAUGAUGAGCCUGGUCAUCAUCCCGUAAAUUCACUCCCGUCCAGUUAUCGGACAGUUAAAUUUUAUGAAAUCGGUCCAACUUCAGAAACAUGGGUAGAUAAGGGCACAGGAUUUUGUUUUUUUGAUGAUCCUGAUUCUGAGAAUCCGAAGCUUUUGGUAAGUCUUGAUCAUUAUGGGAUCAAGACUCUUUUUUCUACUUAUAUUAAAGACAAUACUGAUUAUUUAUCACAAGCCGAAUCCAUAAUAAUAUGGCAUGAUGGCAGUGAUAAAAGAAUCUACAGAGCGCUUUCAUUUCAAAAUAUUGUCGGACACAAUGCUUGCUGGAAGUAUAUGAGGAAUUUCGUGGAUGAUUUUGAUGCGCAAACGACUGUUUCGAGCGUGUCAGCGCUCUUGUCUGAGAGAAAUUCAGAGUUUCGAGUCCUUCCCACACCUACUGUCACUUCUAUUCCAAAAAUAGAAUCAAAUAUGCAAACUUACUUAUGUCCUGGUACUAUGUCUGAUGGAUUAUUUUUGGACUUAUAUGACAAGAAGUGGCUGAAGGAUUUGUUUGCCGUGUUGGACACUUGUAUUUUAUCUAACGAUAUCGCCACGGCCUCCUCUAUUUCGUCAAUUCUUCUAAAGCUUGUUCUUAAGUGGUGCGGCUCACUUGAACUUAUGCACAUUUUCGUCUCAGAUGAUAUUUUCUUCCAUUUACUAAAGGCCUUUGAAUAUGACCCGGACUUGAUGAAACAUAAUUUGAAGAUGGAACAUGUGAAGUUUUUCAAGGAGUUUGUGCGUCACCAUGAAGUGGUUCAGAUAACCAACACCUCGUUCUACCAGUUGAUCCAAGCCAAUUACAGGAUCAAUUACCUGAAAGACGUGAUUUUGCCUCGUCAUUUGGACGAGUUUUCAAUCCAGCGCAUAAACUCCACCGUAUUCGCUAAUAUGGCAGAGAUUAUGAACAUUAUUUUGAAUGAAGAGAACAACUUCUUCGAACAUUUGAAGCCGAAGCUGGCUACCAAUUAUAUGGCUCCGGUCUUUUUGAGAGAACUUCUCCUAGUGGCACGGUCUACAAAUCUCAUAUCACAUUUUGAUCGUAACUCUCUCAUUCUCAUGGUGCGUAACUAUAAACUUCUAAAUGAGUUGACUGGUUAUUUGGACGGUAGUGCCCAUGCAAUCACCAUUUACAACCAGACUCUUCUACCACUUAACUUAAUGUCCAAUCAGUAUUAUGAUACGAUUAAACUCCGUCUUACAACUGAUAAUAUUGAUAAUAAUGAAAGUGACCUUAAUGAUAGUAAUACAGUUGAUACUCUUACGACUGUAAGUCCUGAUAACACUAUUGUUGAUAAUGGUGAAAAUAAUUCAGUUGAUGAGAAUAAAACUAAUGGUAGCAGUGUAAUAUUGGAUAGAGAUGAAUUGAGGCCUAAUUUGUUAUGUACUGGUAGAUAUAAGCUGAUAGAACCAUUAAAUUUGGUGAUUGAGAUAUUUCACAUCUGUCAGGAGAUAUUCCCAGCGAUAGUGCGUUCUUCGGUGUUUAUCGACGCUGAGGUUAACAAGACCCCGAAGCUGUUCAUAAACCUGUGUAACAUUUUACUCCGGGAGUCUAACGAGGGUUUACAGUCUCAAACACGCGAAAUCGUAAGCAGGCUUUUAGACCCUAAAAGCAUGGAUCUCCCAGACAGAGAUGAAAUUUGUAACAUAUUUUAUGAUAAAGGAGUUUUAGACUAUUUAAUGACAUAUCUUGACACAAAUGUCCCUGAGGAGAUAGAUAAGAAGGAAGAAGAUGAUGAUGAUAUUACUAGUACACCCAAAUUGUCCGCUAAAAAUAAUCUGACUGGUUCCCUUGAGUGUCUAAAUAAUGAUAUCUUUGCUGGCAUUUCUUUCGGUUCAAUUGAUAGUUAUUGUAUGAUUGAUUACAAGUUUGAGGAUUCAUUUGAAAGUGAGGAUGAGCAUGAAAAAUUUAUCAAGGAGAUAAUGAAGGAAAAUAUGUUAUCUCCUGUAACUGGCGAAUUGCGAGUAAACGCAAUAUUGAAUAUAAUGGAAAUCUUGUCCUUGUGUGCAAGAGAACAUAAGCAUAGAUUUAAACUGAGAGUUCAAUCACAAAAGAUACCACUAAGGGUGAUAAAAUCCGCAAUGUCUCCUUAUGACAAGUUUCUAGUGAUUGGAUCAAUCAAAUUUAUCAAAGUCUGCAUACAAAUGAAGGACACAUUGGUCGAUAAGCACAUAAUAAAAUAUAAUGUAUUGAGAUAUGUAAUGUGGAUAUUACGGUAUAAAGUGGACAGUAGUUACACAAAUGGGUCAAUGUUGGAGAGUGCUUGUCUGUCGUUACUGUCGACAAUUGAGUCUACAGACUCGGAUUUAUUGGUUCGUUAUUUGUUUAAGGAUUCUUUUUGUUCGUCUGCUAUGGAAUGGAUCAAGGGUCAGAACAAGUGUUUCCAAGACCUAUUUGGAAAUCUGAAGCGUUUUUACAAUAAUAAGUUUCUCUUUGAUGAGAAAAAGUGGUUGGAAGGGGAUGAUGAUGAGUUUGAACUUAAAAAUAAACUCAUGCAGGAAGGGAUUCAAGAACAACUCAUUUCACUAUAUAAUACCAAUGAUGAUGAUCAAUGGGUUCUAAAUAAAAAACAUCAAUCAGUUAUUGAUAAUUUUAAUACUUUAGAAAGGGUGGGAAUUUUAGAAAAGGAUGUUGAGACGAAUAAUAAGAUAAUGGUAAAGUUAAAACCAAAUACAGACGAAAACUCACUGGCAGAAGAAUUCUUGCUGGAUAUGCAAGAUUCCAAAAACUAA